This is a messenger RNA of Truncatella angustata, 426 nucleotides long. RefSeq lists its product as uncharacterized. Bases 1 to 426 code for a protein of 141 amino acids. The record is from RefSeq and is a predicted model, not a curated record. Lineage: Eukaryota; Fungi; Ascomycota; Sordariomycetes; Amphisphaeriales; Sporocadaceae. The transcript has 4 exons.
AUGGCUUCCGAAGGAUGGUCGGUCGGUCUUGUGUGGGUCGGCGGGAAGCAAGGCAACGAGCCUGGCAGGCCUGGCAAGCCUGGGAGCUGGGAGCCCAACUGCUGUCCAGCACCCAGCACCCAGCACCCAGCCAUCCAGGGAUCCAGGAUCUUUGCACCAUCCGCCUUGUACAUAGUAAUUGACCUGUCACCUUCCAACAUGUCUCUAUUUCAUUUUCUUACAGUCGAUUGUCCCGUGGACCGGGAAAAUAAUUCAUGGCUUGCAUGGCAGGGUGCCAGGCCAGGCACUUCACAUGUUCAUGAGAAGUCGUUGUCGCUGGCAUUGCUCGCGUUGGACCUGUUGUUCGUAUCUGCCAUGGUGAUCCUCGCAUACACCUCACUUCUACGGUUUUGGCUCUCGAGCGCACGCCUGCCUCUAUUGAAUUGA